GUCAUCACUCUCUUUUUCUUUCUUUUUUUUUAACCUUGCGCUGUUAUUUCCGAUUCACGUGUGGGUAGGGUUAGAGGAGGACGGGUUUACCGAGAAACAGAAACUGACUCACACACUUGCACCUCGGUGCUGAAUGGACGGAACCUACUCUUGAUUCUUUACACAGCUCACGGAAACCAGAUAAAAGACAUGGCCGUCGUCCACCAGCAGCCGUCCCACGUGGUGACAAUGAUGACCACUGCACAACAAAGCCCCGGCUCAUGGAGCACUGGCUUGUGCGAUUGCUGCAGUGACAUGGGCACCUUUUGCUGCGGUCUUUGGUGCUUCCCCUGCAUGCAGUGUCAGACGGCCAGUAAAUUCGGCUGGUGCUGCUGCAUGCCACUCCUGGACUCCUGCUGUGUGGUGUCCUGCCUACUCCGCUCCUCCAUCAGAGAGCGCCACAACAUCCCUGGCUCAUGCUGUGAAGACUGCUGUAAGUUGUACUGGUGCUACCCGUGUGUGUGGUGCCAGAUGAACCGUGAGCUGAAGAUCAGAGGCCACCAGGGGGCUCACACCUCAGUGGUCACCACACAAGUUAUCAGUGGAUAGGACACGCCCGUUGAGGCCAGAAGACAUGUUUGCCUUGUAGCCUACUAGUUAGUAUUCUUAAUGUUCUUAUGCCUCCACAAAGCUGUAUAUUUAAGCACAGCAGCAUCAUAUGUACACCAACAGUUAGCAGUUAGCGCUGAGCAUCAUAACCACAUGUUUUAUAAUAAUGAUGUGCCAUUUGUAAUAGAUUGUUUUUGGAGACUUAACAUCUCUGUUCAAAGCCUGAGAUUCACUGUGAAGCUUUGAGUGGAAUACUAUGUCAACACAUCACAUGUUUCAUACUGAAUGAUAGCUCAGGUUCUUGUCUGACCUUUGAGACCCGUUGGCCAAUAAAACAAUAUCUGUUUCAG
This is a messenger RNA of Anarrhichthys ocellatus (wolf-eel), 938 nucleotides long. RefSeq names its product plac8 onzin related protein 1 (gene ponzr1). The record is from RefSeq and is a predicted model, not a curated record. The transcript is spliced from 4 exons. Lineage: Eukaryota; Metazoa; Chordata; Actinopteri; Perciformes; Anarhichadidae. Bases 190 to 588 code for a protein of 132 amino acids.